Molecule: messenger RNA, 891 nt
Organism: Aphanomyces invadans
Lineage: Eukaryota; Oomycota; Saprolegniomycetes; Saprolegniales; Verrucalvaceae
Exons: 2
Coding region: 1-891 (296 amino acids)
Source: RefSeq, a predicted model, not a curated record
AUGACGACAACCACCUCAAGACGCAUUGCGAAAAGCUUCGUGUCGGCUGCCCAGCAAGAAGGCGUCGGUGCAACCGUGAGACGAUCGAUCGGCCACCCCUUGCUCCGGCGCCUGGAUCCGUUCCUGAUGCUGGAUGAAUUCCACGUCGCCCUGCCGGGGGGAUUCCCCGACCACUCUCAUCGAGGCUUUGAAACGAUUACAUACUUGCUCCCACACUCCCCCUGGAAGAUGCUCCACGAAGACUUUUGUGGUCAUAAAGGCGAGCUUGCCCCUGGUGUCCUCCAGUGGAUGUGCCCUGGGCGUGACAUUGAGCACGCUGAAAUGCCAGCGAGUUGCGACGCCCCUGCCAUCGGCCUUCAGCUGUGGCUCAACUUGCCAGCGCAUAAAAAGAUGAUAGACCCCAAGUACCAAGAGAUUCCCGCAGCAAAGUUUGCCAAGGCCAUGGGGGAACAGGCCAACGUGUUUACGAAUGUCCCGAUCUCCUAUGUGCAUUUUACACUCACCGGCUCAUCCACGCACUUCCAUCCGAUCCCCACCGAUCACAAUUCGUUUGUAUAUGUCAUCUCUGGGUCGGGCCGCAUUGGUGGGGACUCUGUCGAGGCGCAUUCCGUGAUCCUACUCACGGCAGAUGAAGGCCAGCACGGCAUCACGUUGGAAACGAACGGGGAAGAAUUGCAGUGCGUGGUGUUGUCGGGGGAGCCCAUCCGCGAACCGAUAGAGCAAUACGGACCAUUCGUCAUGACGACGCGGGCGGAACUCCAGCAAACGGUCCAAGACUUCCAGCUCGGGCACAACGGGUUUGAACAAGCGAAGGCGUGGCGGUCCCAGAUUGCUCAGUUGGCGCACAUGCGUUGGCAAAGUCAUGUUAAUUCCAUUUCGUUUGCAUUGUGA